Molecule: messenger RNA, 1161 nt
Organism: Coniophora puteana RWD-64-598 SS2
Lineage: Eukaryota; Fungi; Basidiomycota; Agaricomycetes; Boletales; Coniophoraceae
Exons: 3
Coding region: 1-1161 (386 amino acids)
Source: RefSeq, a predicted model, not a curated record
AUGAAGACUUCCACGUUUGCUCUCGUCUCCCUUGUCGCUGCCGCGACUGCCAUUGCUCCUGGCUUUGCGGCCCCUGUUUCUAGCUCUACGACCUCUGCUCCUGCUGCAUCGAGCACUGUAAAUGCAGUGACGAGUGACCUAGACGGUCUCGUUACCAACCUUGUCAACCAGGGAACCAUCUUGUCCAGCGUCGGCGAGGAACUUAGUCAAAUCGUCAACUUAACCUCCGUGCGCAUCAGCAGCAUCUUGAAUUCCACAACGAAUGGCCUGUUGAAGCGCGACAACUCCACCGUUGGCGAUAUCGCGGGAGAGGUUGCCACCAAAGCCACCGGCGAUGCCCUCGGUGACGCUGUCAAAGCAGCUGCAAAGGAGAUCUUUGGCCGCCUGCACUUCCGUGACGUCGACGCUGGCGAUUCCCAUUUCGCGAAGCGGGACAACUCCAGCGUUGGCCAGGACAUCGGUCAGGCUGCCAUCAGAGCCGGCGAAGACGCUGCUGGAGAUGCUGCCACAAAAGGUAUCCUCAAUAUUUUCGAGCACUUCCUCAAGCGUGAUGAUGCCAAUAUUGGCACCAACGCACCUAUCCAAAACAUGUUCGGACCGGGACCACGCAAGCUCAACUUCACGGAGCCAUGGCGCCCUGUCCCUACUAUCCCCAUCAACCCUCAAACCGGCAAGCCCAUCCGUCGUGACUUCUCUGAUGACGUUGAUGCUGUGGUGACGACAAUCGAGGGUAUCGUCGCGGGGUUUACCGAGCGCAAGCGUGAUCUGUCGACCACCUUGGCUGGGUUGCAACAGAAGGUUAAUGAAGAGCAAGGAAUCUUCACUUUGAAGAAAGACUUCCUCAACCAUGACCUCGCCAGCGACGCCGCCGGCAUUGAGACGACGAUUGAGGGAAUUAUCAGCGGACUCUUUGAGCGGAAACGCGACGUCGAAUCGGACCUGGGAAGCCUGGAGCAAGAACUCGAGAGCGAGCUAAGCAAAAUCUUCACGAGGAGUACUAUCCCGUCAGACUUCAGCGGACUUGCACCAGAGAUUAAGAGCGCACUGGGACACCUCGCACGGAGAAAGCGUGACCUAUCGUCGAAUCUGAGCAGCUUGGCGCAGGAGAUUGAGCAGGAGCUCAGGAGGCUCGCUAGGCGUCGCGGUGUAGACCUUGAUUAG